Messenger RNA from Thalassophryne amazonica, 1589 nucleotides. RefSeq names its product FSD1-like protein. The transcript has 4 exons. The record is from RefSeq and is a predicted model, not a curated record. NCBI's taxonomy places the organism in Eukaryota, Metazoa, Chordata, Actinopteri, Batrachoidiformes, Batrachoididae. Bases 216 to 809 code for a protein of 197 amino acids.
GAUAUUGUUGCUCUGUUUGACAGACACGUGAGCUCACAUUGGACCCCAACACAGUGAAUGAAAAUCUACUGCUGAGGGACGAUAACAGAAAAGUACAAGUGACAGAACAAAAACAGCCAUAUCCAGAUCACCCUGAGAGAUUUGAUCAUAAGAAGCAGGUGUUGUGUCAGGAGGGUCUGACAGGGCGAGCCUACUGGGAGGUGGAAUUUGAUGGAAUGGUGAAUAUCGGUGUGGCAUACAAGAGCAUUCCAAGGAAAGAAGGUGUAGACUCUGGAUUCACCGACAAGAUAUGCUCUGUUACUAUUCACACAUCCAAAGGCUGCUCCAUCUUUCAUGGGCAAAGAGAGACUUUUAUACCAAUCCCAGUCUUUCAAGUCAAAGGAUUCCAGGUGAGCCCAGAGAGAUUUGGCGUGUAUGUGGACUUCCCAGGUGGAAUUCUGGCUUUCUAUUGGCUGUCAGCUGAAGCAAAAACUCUCAUUCACACCAUUCACACCACUUUCACUGAGCCCCUCCACCCGGCAUUCACCAUUCUUAGUGGAUCACUAACCCUGUGCACUGUAGCCAAGCUGGAAAUGAAUAAUGUUCAGACGUGCUUCACACCUGAACUGAUAACUGAAAAAAAUGGCAUUUCAUACAGGUCAAAGUGCAGCAAGAACAUGCCAGGUUCAUUCAGGCUCCAUACUUCUGUUCUCUCAACAUCGACCACAGUUACCGUCUCACCAGUAGCCCUGAAGAAUUUGAAAUACAACCACAAAGUGCACAGUUUUUUCCAAAUUUUGGACCAAAUUACCACCCAACCUUUGAGGUAAUCCUGAGUAGAAGCACAAAAAAAGUGUGUUUGAUGAUCAAAGAUCAGAAGGAAACAGUGUGGGAGCACAGAGUUGGUAACUGACUGGUAAGCGUAAAUCCUGCAACAGUGUGGAAUUUGACUGGGAAAAGUUAAGGAGUUUUCAGAUGUGGAACUGUUCCAAUGGGUUCUUCUCCAUCAAAAUCCAAAUCUUUUUCCAGUUUUGUCUUCAGGCACUGUUGCAGAGGACACUGUGACCACAAACAUUUCAGCAGAUGAGAAGCUGCUGUGUGCUCGCAAACACUUCGUCGUACAGGUGUCCAAUCCGGUUCUAGACAAGCUGCUGGACGGACUUCUGGAUCGCAGGGUGAUAACCGAUGAAGAGAACAAGACAACCCGAUUCAAACCCAGAGUGGACAAAGCCCGAGAUAUAAUUGACAUGGUGUGAGGGAAAGGCAAGAUAGCAAGUUCGUACGUGAUUGAACUUUUGUUCCAGUUGGAUCCGUAUCUUUGCAAAGAUCUCAACUUAAGCUGAUGCAGAAAAUCUGUAAUACAUUAAAGUAUCUGUCAGUGUGGUAAGAAACUUUUUCACCAGCCUUUUGUUGGUUAUUUAAUAAAUGAAAAAAAAAAUGUACUAAAGAUGUUGGAACUUGCACAGUCCCAACCUAAAAUUAAGUAAAGCUGAAUUUACUAACAUGGUAUGUUGUUUUCUCAGGAAGUAGGCUUACUUUGUGUUCCUAGUGUUAAAAAGAAGUCAGCAGGAUAGAGAACCUUUUCGUAUCUUGCUCCAAUCCUGUGGGAC